AUGUCUUCCGAACCAUUUAAGAACGUUUGUCUUUUACCACAAACAAAUCAAUUAACUGGUCUUUAUACCAUUAUUAGAGAUAAAAAUACUGUCAGAUCUGAUUUUGUUUUUUAUUCUGAUAGAAUUAUUAGAUUAUUAGUCGAAGAAGGUUUAAAUCAUUUGCCAGUGAUCCCUAAAACUGUUGCUACCCACACUGGUGAAGACUUCAGUGGUGUUGGCUUUAAAGGUAAAAUAUGUGGUGUCUCAAUUGUUAGGGCCGGUGAAUCUAUGGAACAAGGUUUAAGAGACUGCUGCAGAUCAGUAAGAAUCGGUAAGAUAUUGAUCCAAAGAGACGAAGAAACUGCUAUACCAAAAUUGUUCUAUGAAAAAUUACCUGAUGAUAUUUCUGAAAGAUACGUCUUUUUGCUGGAUCCAAUGUUAGCUACUGGUGGUUCUGCAAUCAUCGCCACUGACGUAUUAAUAAAAAGAGGUGUUAAGCCAGAGAGAAUCUUUUUCUUGAACUUAAUCUGUUGCAAAGAAGGUAUCGAUAACUAUCAUAGAGCUCACCCAGAUGUUAAAAUCGUUACUGGUUGUAUCGAUAAAGGUUUGAAUGAACAGAAAUAUCUAGUUCCAGGUUUAGGUGACUUCGGUGACAGAUACUACUGUAUUUAA
Molecule: messenger RNA, 651 nt
Organism: Arxiozyma heterogenica
Lineage: Eukaryota; Fungi; Ascomycota; Saccharomycetes; Saccharomycetales; Saccharomycetaceae
Gene: FUR1
Product: uracil phosphoribosyltransferase
Exons: 1
Coding region: 1-651 (216 amino acids)
Cellular component (GO): cytoplasm
Source: RefSeq, a predicted model, not a curated record